Molecule: messenger RNA, 1556 nt
Organism: Aspergillus glaucus CBS 516.65
Lineage: Eukaryota; Fungi; Ascomycota; Eurotiomycetes; Eurotiales; Aspergillaceae
Product: PQ-loop repeat-containing protein
Exons: 4
Coding region: 308-1084 (258 amino acids)
Biological process (GO): retrograde transport, endosome to Golgi; phospholipid translocation
Cellular component (GO): trans-Golgi network; endosome
Source: RefSeq, a predicted model, not a curated record
CAGGGUGAUUGCGACUGAAGUUCGCCUUGACUUUCUUCGUCCCAGUUUUGACCACGAUUGCUUUCUGUCUUCUUUUGCUAUCGAUUGUCUGUGGCAUAGCUACCUCUUCGCUGCUCUUAUUGUAUUUCCGGGGCGCAAUUCGAACCGGCAUCGGACUGUUGACCGUCGCAAACCCGCUUCGCAACCGCGUCGACCGUCGGACUUCCUCCUACAGGACAGACUUUGCUUGGCAAUUGUCCCCUACAUUUCCGGCUGGAUCUAUUACUCAAUCGAUUCGUUUUCUUGGCGGGCCGUUACCAUAUCCACGAUGUAUCUGAUAUCGAAAGCUUUGCAAUAUGGCGCUCCAUUCUUCAUUAUCACGUCGCCGGUGACGUCCUACGCAGAUCAGAUUAUCAGUAUCAAUCGAAACAGGAGCUCGGCUGGGUUUUCGCUGGACAUUCCGUUGAUUAUGCUUAUCGCGUCGGUUAUGAAGGUAUUCUAUUGGUUCGGCGCUUACUACGAUGUCUCGCUGCUGGUACAAGCUGUGAUUACAAUCGGGGUUCAGAUCGUGUUGCUCAAGGUUGCACUGGAUAACAGGCCGUCUCCGGGGAUCAAGAGCGGGAUCGAGCAUACGCCGUUCAGUAACCUCGAUGCAGGCGGAUUGUCCAGGCCAUAUGAGUUCUGGCAAUGGAAGAAUGCUAGGCCGUACUGGAUGUUCCUCGCGUAUUUCGCCGCUAGCCUGUCCUUUAUCCACGUCUUGAUGUCCUACUCACAAACCUACAUCGACCUGCUGGGCUAUGUCGGUCUAGCCAUUGAGGCAACGCUCCCAUUGCCUCAAAUCAUUGCCAACCACAGCUCCCGCUCGUGCAAAGGAUUCCGUCUCUCCGUCGUCGCAGCAUGGGUUCUUGGUGACACGAUGAAGCUCAGCUACUUCUUUUUUGGUGGACAGUUUGUUCCCUGGGCGUUCCGUCUGUGCGCCAUGUUUCAAUGCGUUUGUGACUGCUACCUCGGAUUCCAGUUCUACUUGUACACUCCUCAGGUUGCGGGCAGCCCUAGGAACCAGGAGAGCUGGGGGGCCGAGGAGAAGGAUAUUCGGAUGACUUGAUGCAUUGAUGAACCUUUUACGUUGUAGCGGUACUUUGUGUACUGUAUAUAGAUAGAUUUUGUUGUAAUACUUACGAGAUAAACUAGGAUAUAGUUAUAGUGAUAGAUUGACUAAUGAAGAUGAAUAAGAAGCCAUUGAGCGUUUCGAUUUAGUCGUAAUGCAUGUAGCCUCAAUGUCACACCUGAGAUCUCCAUAUUCUCAAUAUCCGUCCGCACAAACGCAUAGCCUGGGCGUUGGUUAUAUUAACUGAACGUCUGGUUCAAGGAGAAAUGACUUGCAUCCAUGUGAGUCACAGAUAUGAGCCCUCCUAGCGCCCCCUGAACGUUGCUGAUUAUCAGACAAGCCCUGAAACCUAAAGGUACUGUGGGUGUCUUUCCAUAUCAUGACAUGGUCAUUUUUAGGCCUUGUGUCAUUGUAGCUAACUCGUAUAGAAUCUGAAGUCAGAGCCCCUUCACGACACAGCAGCACCGAG